Messenger RNA from Echinococcus granulosus, 3291 nucleotides. Its product is annotated as Nuclear pore complex protein Nup50. The record is from RefSeq and is a predicted model, not a curated record. Gene Ontology annotation, cellular component: nuclear pore. The coding region runs from base 1 to 3291 and encodes 1096 amino acids. Gene Ontology annotation, biological process: intracellular transport. Lineage: Eukaryota; Metazoa; Platyhelminthes; Cestoda; Cyclophyllidea; Taeniidae. The transcript is spliced from 15 exons.
AUGUCAAAACGAGGCGCUGAUAAGCCCUUAGAUUACGACAAUUGGGAUGCACCAGAUGAACCUGUUAAGCCCGAUGUUUUUGAAAAAGCUGAUGAGGCUACUAUCAAGGCCCGGAAUAUCAUAAUUGCCAGAAGGAAGUCUGGUCAACCUGUUGCCCAAUCUAAACGUGGUCUUUUCAAAUCUCUCGAUGUUUUUGGGUCUCCUCGAGAUACGACCCCUCCCACCUCCUUCAUUACAUUUUCAAAGUCAAAACCUAAAAAUGAUGCUUACUUGUUGAAACUGGCAGUCCUUAAUAAAGAAGUAUCGGCGUGGAUUUCGAAGCAUGUUUCAGAGGAUCCUUAUUGCAUCUUGACCCCCAUUUUUGAUGAUUACGCUAAGCAUCUCGCUUCAAUAGAAUCGUCCACGGGUGAUGUGAUAUCCGAGAAACAGAUGACUCAGCCAGCUGCCGCCCCAGCUUCUACUUCUGCUACGGUAGAGGAAUGUACUACUCCGGAACCUACGGCAUCGUCGCUUCAACCCAUGUCGACAACUGGAACAACCGCUACCAAUGGAUUCGGUUUCAAGUUCCAGUCAACGUCAUCCACUGAGUCGGCUGUGCCAAAGCCGUUCCUUUUCCCCUUUGGAUUAGCAUCCUCAACUAGCUCAAAUAACCCUACUUCAAAUCCACAAACGUUCUCAUUCACUUCUGUACCAGCGAAGCAGGGAGAAGAUUCAAACUCCUCAGCUACUACCUCCCUAACUACGGUUGAUCAAGGCGAUGAAGAAGAGUAUGUUCCACCGAAACCUGAGGUGAGAGAAGUCAAGGAGGAGGGUUCUGUUUACACAGUCAGAUGCAAACUGUUUUACAAAAAGGUGGAUCAGUGGACUGAACGGGGCCUAGGAAAUCUUCAUAUUAUCCCCUCUGGUGACGAAAAAUUCCAACUUCUUGUUCGCGCUGACACCAACUUGGGAAAUAUCCUGCUGAAUAUAAUGGUGACAAGGGAUAUCCCAAUGCAGCUGCAGAAGAAUAACAUUACCUUCGCUUGUGUGCCCUCCCCACCGCUACCAGGAAAUGCCAAAACGAAGGAGGGAGAGGUGACAGCUUCACCUCCUCGUCCUGUUCCGAUGCUCAUUCGCGUGAAGAGUGCCGAGGCUGCUGAGAACUUGCUUGCCGAAAUUGAUAAGCACCGCAUGGCUGACGCGAAACCGCGCCCGCGCAGCGAGGAGGCGAUUCAGGAGGCAAAGACACAGAGGGCCAAUAAACUUGCCCAGUACUUCCGCAUCCUUCCGUGCCCCUUCACUCAGCGGGUAUUUUGCUACGCUGCAUGCCUCCUGAAGUGGUUCAAAGCCGAGCAACAGCGCAUUGAACUGUUGACCCAACUACUCGAGGCGCAAAAACAGCACCUUUCACCUCCGAUACCUCAUCUCAACGCUGGUGAAAGCGGCGGUGGUGAGGGUGAUGAAGAGGGAGAUGAGGAGGAAUGGGAAUGGGAGGUGGAGGAAGAGGAAGGGGAAGAAGCCUUACCAACGGCUCCCACCGAACGAGUGUCCACCUCUGUCAAAUCGGCGCGGAAAUCGAUGGGGGAGGUCGAAGUGAGAAGUGGACAUAAGGAGAUUGAUCUCUCUGCCUAUGAUGGAGAAGAAGAGAACGAAUUGGAAGCGGAGGAGGAGGAGAAGGAGGAAGAAGAAGAGAUUGAGGAGACUCGGAUGGUAGCUCCUUCGGAAGCCCUGACGCCGGCUGUGACAAAACCAUGCGUCUUUCGGAUUCCAUUUGCUGAUACUACGGAGAAACGACUAGCGUACAAUCUUGCAUUCUCUGCCAUGAAAUACUACAGUAUCCUAGACAAGAUAGUGGACGAGGUGGGUUUCUACGGGGAGUACCCAGACCUACGAGAGGAGGAGUACCUUGUGCUAGUGACGCUCUACGACUACACCGCACGCAGCUACCAGCGCCGUACGUCGACAGAUGCAGAGAUGGCAGUAACGAUAUCAGACGAGGUCGACAUGAAGUCCCCAAGGUAUGCCGGACGCACAAUCAUCUAUCCGCCCACCUUGGAAAGCUUUCAGACAGUGGAGCAGGCAGUGAUUAAUAUGUCAGUGCACUUCGCGGCUGCAGUGGCGCGGACACGAGUGAAGGAGCAGGUGGGCUCACUGCAUCUCCUCCUACCCGUAGAGUGGCGUGAGGCCGAGAGCAUGGCUGAAAACAUGCCCUUCUAUGGAUGGUACAAUCAACUCCUUGGAAAGUCCGAGGUUGUGCUGAACUGGUUGAAGGAAAACAACUUCACACGAGUUAAGGGUCGCCUGCCCAACGCGUUGGAGUUCGCCGAGGAUGAGCACUGUCCCGACGUUUUUGUCUUCAACACGGCGGACCGUGCGGCUAUUAUGGAGUCCCAGAUCGUACGUGAUCGAUUCCUGAUUAUUCAGGACAAGAGCAACCUCUUUGCACUCCAUUGUCUCCUGGCUUUCAUGGGACCGGGGGAGGAGGUAAUGCUGGUCAACCACCCCAACAGCCUCAACGGCAUCCACCUCGAGGGUCUGCUGAUGAACAAAUUUCCCACCGUCACUCCCGUCCCCACCGUUCGUAUUGUUCGACAGGCCAAGGAGAACGAGGAUCCUAAGCUGAUUCCCAAAUGCGGCUGCAGAACAACUAGGAUGAUCACAGAUGACUUCUUGACGCUGAAUCCCGGCGGCGAGACCUAUAGGGGCCUGCGUCACAUCGUGCUUGAGUCCAUGGACAUGAAAACUGGUGUCGUCAACCCCAUCUACUACAUUGAAUGUGAAAAUGAGGAUUUAUCAAUGUUCAAGGAUAUGUGGACACCCAACGAUAAUCCACAGAAGGUUACAAAGCGAGCGGAAUUGUUGUCGAAGAAUGCCGUCUACCUGAAGCACGCUUUGAAAUUCAACCAGGUGCGCACGGUGAUAUUUGUGAGCCACUCAGAGGACGCAGAUGAGACGGAGACGGCGGUGCAACGGUGUGUGGAGUACGCCAACUGCACGUUGCAGCGCGAGGUGGAGGCUAACGCUACAUCCUCCCGACCCGCCACCUCAACUCCCGGCUUCGUGUGUCGCCUGCCACCUGGUAUUCCCGCGCUCGCAGAGGCUGAGGCGGCCAUCUCUGCCGGUGAAGCAGCCCCUAACCUCAUUACUGCCUCGCAAUGCAUUCAUUUUGCGCCCUCCAACCUACACAACGGCUUCUUCAUCGCCUGUAUCAAGAAAGAGUUGUUGCUGAUUGCCCAACCAGAGGUUCCGAUAGAUGAAGAAGAGAACCCUGAGGGCACUGCCGUCAACUUAAAUCAAAGAAAAAGGGGGUGA